GUGCGUCGACGAAAUAUGAGGUUCCACAUUUAGCUUUUGCAGCAAGCAUCAUGAGUACUUGCAGCAGCAGCUGGCCACUGCUAGCACAAUCAUGUAGCUAACGAAGAAGCAGAUUAGUUUGCUAUGGGUGCUUUUCGUUUGUGUCUCUAAUGACGAAGAUGGUGAACUGAGGACCAUAUUACGAUUAUAUUUACAGUUGCGUGGUUUCUACGUAGUCAACGUUAUAUAAUUCCACACUGAAGCAAGGUACCUAGCGAGUUAGCUUGCCAUGUAACGUUAAAUUGGAUAUCUGCUGUAAGCCUUAAUGAAGUGGUAACGUUAAGGUAUCUAAUUAACCAUCAAUUUGCAGCAUUUGAUGGAGCCUGCGAUGGAGAGAUGACGUGACAGAAGAUUAAUGUGAGUACGGGAGGAGCUGUUACAAUAGACCAGCGGGUGGAAGGUAAACAGAAAACGUCGCCUGCAGCUCUAGUGAUGGACACCUGGACGCCAAAUCCCCGAGCCAAACCUUUCAUCCCGCGCCAUCAACGCAGCUUCUACCUCUCUUGGAAGUACAAACUCAGCAACAAGAGAUCAAUACGACGGUUCUGCCAGGCUGGUGCAGUGCUGUUUUUACUGGUGACAGUCAUCGUUAAUAUCAAGCUUAUAUUAGACACCAGAAGAGUAGCCAACGAGGAAGAGGCUGCCCACGAGUAUGAUGAUGUGCUGCCUAACAUGGAAACCCCUAGAAGACCGUCCAGUGGCCGCAAGGUUCUUGAUAUUGAGGUGUACUCCAGCCGCUCAAAAGUCUAUGUGGCAGUGGAUGGAACCACUGUUCUUGAGGAUGAGAUGCGAGAGCAGGGGAGAGGUAUCCAUGUGAUCGUCCUCAACCAGGCCACUGGUCAUGUCAUGGCCAAGCGGGUGUUUGACACGUACUCUCCUCACGAGGAUGAAGCCAUGAUCCUCUUCCUCAACAUGGUGACGCGUGGCAGGGUGCUGAUCUUCACUGUUAAGGAUGAAGGAACGUUUCACCUGAAGGAUUCAGCGAAGAACCUGCUGAAAGGUCUGGGCAGCCCGGUAGCCAUCAACCUCAGCUGGAGGGACAUGUGGACCUGGGUGGUCAAGAAAGGAGGUCAGGUGUAUGGAGAGAAACACUCUAAAUCCCCAGCGCUCUCCACCUGGGGUGACCCUGUGCUGCUGAAGACUGAGGUGCAGCUCACUGCAUCAGAGGAGGCUGAGUGCCAUUGGGCAGACACCGAGAUGAACCGCCGGCGGAAGCUCUUCUGCAGUAAGGUGGAGGGCUACGGGAGCAUCUGCAGCUGCAAGGACCCUGCUCCCAUUGAGUUCAGCCCUGACCCAUUGCCCGUCAAUAAUAUCCUUAAUGUGCCAGUGGCAGUGAUAGCAGGGAACAGGCCAAACUAUCUAUACAGGAUGUUGCGCUCACUGCUCUCCUCCCAUGGAGUGAACCCUCAGAUGGUCACAGUCUUCAUAGAUGGCUACUAUGAGGAGCCUAUGGACGUGGUGGAGCUCUUCGGCCUUAAAGGGGUCCAGCACACACCCAUCAGCAUCAAGAACGCACGGGUGGCACAGCACUACAAGGCCAGCCUGACUGCUACUUUCAACCUCCACCCUGAGGCUGACUUUGCCAUUGUGCUGGAAGAGGAUCUGGAUAUUUCCAUUGAUUUCUUCAGCUUCCUCAGCCAGACCCUCCAUCUGCUGAAAGAGGAUGACAGUCUGUACUGCAUCUCAGCCUGGAAUGACCAGGGCUAUGAGCACACGGCCGAGGACCCCGCUCUGCUGUACCGCGUGGAGAGCAUGCCUGGCCUGGGCUGGGUGCUCAAGAAGAGCCUCUACAAAGACGAGCUGGAGCCCAAGUGGCCCACGCCUGAAAAGCUGUGGGACUGGGACAUGUGGAUGCGUAUGCCGGAGCAGAGGAAGGGGAGAGAGUGUGUGAUUCCAGAUGUGUCUCGCUCCUACCACUUUGGCAUCAUCGGCCUCAACAUGAACGGAUACUUCCAUGAAGUGUAUUUUAAGAAGCACAAGUUCAACACUGUGCCAAUUGUUCAGAUGAAGAAUGUGGAGAGCCUGAAGAAGGACGCCUAUGAGCUGGAGAUCCAAAACCUGUUAAGGGAGGCUGAGGUUCUGGACCACAGUAAGAACCCCUGUGAGGACUCUUUCAUCCCAGACACUGAGGGGAAAACGUACGUCAUGUUUAUCAAGAUGGAGCAGGAGACAGACACCAACACUUGGACUGAGUUGGCCAAGUGUCUGCACGUGUGGGACCUGGAUGUGCGAGGUAAUCACAGAGGCAUGUGGCGCCUCUUCAGGAAGAAGAACCAGGUCCUGGUUGUGGCGGUUCCCAUCUCUCCUUACUCGUCUAAGAUGCCCCCCAACAUCACGCCCAUCCACUUGGAGCCCCCACCCAAGGAGGAGGGGGCCCCUGUGGAGCAGAUGUAGGCCCCCGCCCCUCCACCUGAACACGAUCCGUCCUGCCUUACAGCACCCCCCACGGGCCCCCCCCGGCACACAGGCACACCGGCACACCGGCAGGCCUCACUGGGGCAGUCUGGCACACCGGCAGGCCUCACUGGGGCAGUCUGGCACACCGGCAGGCCUCACUGGGGCAGUCUGGCACACCGGCAGGCCUCACUGGGGCAGUCUGGCACACCGGCAGGCCUCACUGGGGCAGUCUGGCACACCGGCAGGCCUCACUGGGGCAGUCUGGCACACCGGCAGGCCUCACUGGGGCAGUCUGGCCAGGUGUUGGUGAGGUGAGGUGAGGUGAGGGCAGGGGAGGGGUGGCCAGGUGAAGUGGGAACAGAUGAACAGUCUCUGCUAUGGUGGGGUCAGCGGACGGAAUGAACACCGGCUAUGAUGGAUACUUCUGCUUCCCCAAAGAGCAGAGUGUUGGUGGGCCUUGUGCUCUGGGAUACUGUGGGACGGUGCACACACUGCUAUGUUCAGCCCUCACACAGGCACUCCAAGAGUGUGAGUGUGUGUGUGUGUGUGUGUGUGUGUGUGUGUGUGUGACUGCGUAUAUGUAUUUUUGUGUAUUUGAAAGACUAAGACUAAACCGUAACCGUCCUUUAAAUGCUGAGUCGUCACCAUGGUGGUCGGUGACUUUGUUUUUCAAUUAAAUGUUUUUAUUUUUAUUUUUUUAUUUUUUUUUUAUUUUUUUUUAUUUUUUUAUGAGCAGUGACGAAGAUGAAAGGGGGCCACUUGGAAUGGCCCAGUAUGAUUGUCAGGGUGUGUGUGGUGUGCUGUCAUUCUGUGUGUGUGUGUGUGUGUGUGUGGUGAUGUCUCAAACAUAGGCACGUAAAGGACUGGUUGAAAACACUACUGAGAGCUUUUCAUCAUGUAAAUGCAUUUUAACUUAAUUCUAUUUAUUUUGCCAGUACCAGACUAAGCAGGGGUUUAUUUGAUUUAAUCCACUUUUAUACAAUGGAGAGAAGAAAAAAAAGCCUAACAUUGCUUACAAAUAUAAAGUUGUAUGUAUUUACAUAUAUUUUUGGAGAAAAAGAAAUGUGAGUGCAUUAUUUUACAACAUUAACGGAAAACAAUAGGUAAGGUACCUUUUACUGUCUAUUGCAGUCCUGUAGUUCACAUUAACAGGACUCCAGAGGAAGUAUUGACAUGAUGGUGUCAUUACGCUUUCAAAUCCAAAAGUCCUAAAUCAGAUGAAGGAUUGAGGAAGCAAUGAUAACUUAUUUCUAUGUGAUCUCACUAUUCCUACUGCGCACUGCAAGCAAUAGUGGACUGUCUCUGCGUCCUCACAAAGGAACUCUUUAGUCCUUUCAGUGCUUCACUAAAAAGGGAUGUGAGGGCAGCCAAACAAACUAACACUUGAAAAUCAUGUUUUAGAUUCUUUUUGUAUUAUUUGAACUCUAAAUAGUUUGUCCCAUGAAAGUAUGGCUGGGCUUGAUUGAUUUGAUUUGAGGAAUCUUCAGGGAGAAUACCAGGCUGUCCAUCAGACGCUCCUCCUCCUCCUCUACUGUAGGGACCUUUUCAUUUCACCGUCUUCUUUGUAUUGCCCGUGGCACCAGAUGGUGCGAUGUGUUUUAAGUGAUGUAGUGCUUUGGACUGCUUAGUUUUGGAUUUGCUGUAUUGUAGGUUGUUAAAGUACGUGAGCGACGGAGAAUGGUCCUAAAUAAUGAACAAUCUUUCAGUUAUCACCAGUAGUAUUAUUAAGGCGCUGCUGAACAGUCACACAAGGUACCUUGACCUCUGCCGUAUGGAUCAUGUGCAAGUGUUUAAAAGUUGAUUUGAAUGAGUAUUGAUGAUAUUAUUGUGAUGGUGUCCUGUAUGUGGACACAUGAUGAUGAUUUUCGCAAUAAAAUGUACUUUUCUUUGCA
Clupea harengus (Atlantic herring) is the source of this 4328-nucleotide messenger RNA. Its product is annotated as protein O-linked mannose N-acetylglucosaminyltransferase 1 (beta 1,2-). Gene Ontology annotation, biological process: protein O-linked glycosylation via N-acetylgalactosamine. The transcript is spliced from 22 exons. Bases 472 to 2433 code for a protein of 653 amino acids. The record is from RefSeq and is a predicted model, not a curated record. Gene Ontology annotation, cellular component: Golgi membrane. Gene Ontology annotation, molecular function: beta-1,3-galactosyl-O-glycosyl-glycoprotein beta-1,3-N-acetylglucosaminyltransferase activity. NCBI's taxonomy places the organism in Eukaryota, Metazoa, Chordata, Actinopteri, Clupeiformes, Clupeidae.